This is a messenger RNA of Linum trigynum, 1875 nucleotides long. NCBI's taxonomy places the organism in Eukaryota, Viridiplantae, Streptophyta, Magnoliopsida, Malpighiales, Linaceae. The record is from the annotation of a GenBank genome assembly.
GAAAGCAAAAUCGACAUAUCGUUUGUCUGGCCUCACGAAAACCCACCUCUCGUUUGCAUAUAAUUUCGAUCAGAUCUGCACGAUCCGACCUGCUCCGAGCAUCCUGUUGCGCUUGUAUCAACACACUAUACUAUCAAUGUGGGUCUUACCUCCUUACCCUGUUUCUAACUCGCGUACUAUCCCAAAUCUGUUACGAGAAAUACGUACUACGAAACAUUUGCUUCUAAUCAACAUACCAAAUUAACCUGCUCAUACACCAUGUUUAACAAACGAGUACGGAGUACUGCCUCACAUCACGAUCAAUUAUUAAUAUUGCGAUACCCGGCCUGCCUCACCUAGUAAAUGCUAGAAAGUGGUCUAGUACUGUUAUUGUUGUCACACUUUGUGGAAUUGCAUGCCCUAUGUGCCGACCCUAAACUAAAGCCAGAGUACAAAGUACAACCUAUCUCUUGAAGCAAAAGUAGCAUCAACCAACGAUCAGCUAGCGCCUCGACAUUUGUCAUCGUUUCCACAGCAAAGCCAUAACCAAGUCCUCCCCAGCCAGCAAGACCAGACAAAUUAACCUAUGCACAUCCACACGAACAACAACAGAAUGCGACUUCUAACCUUCUGCGUGAAUUAUUCCUUCCCCAUUUCCAUAGGGAGAUUCACCGUCGUAGUUUCCGAGGUAGAUUCUAAAUCUUAUUCUACUACGAGUCUAUUUCUAAGUAGCAAAUAUAAAGGUGAGCUAGAGAACACGGUCGGUAUGUGUAGCUUGUAAAUCAUUAAUAUCCCAAGAUAUCGGCAUCGGGCACCAGAAGACAAAAGCUCUGCUCCACGGCCUCGAAUUUCCGAUGAUCCCAAUGAUCAGGCCUGACGCCUUGUCUUCUUUCCUUGAGAAGCAAGGGAUGGCGACGCACAUAAUCAGACGAGAAGACCCUAGUUUUGCUGUUCAUUAAAAAAAAAAAAAAGAGUCCGAAAAAAAUGCUCUGACUCGGCUAUAGAACAAACAGGCAGCACGUACGUACAAUGGAGAACUGAAAGCUUUACCUUCAUCUCUAUAUAUAUACGUGUGUGUAAAGAGCUGGCUUGCAACAGGAAGAAGAAAAAAAAAGCAAUGGCCCCGCUGUGGCGAAACAAGGUGGCUCUGGAUGCUGCAGCGGAUAUGGAGUCGGGGGAGUCUCUCUCGUUUGCUGGCCUGCUGUCGAUUCAAGAUCAGCAACCUGGAAAUCAAGAUUGUCAAAUGACCAAGAAGAAGAAGAAGAAGAAGCAGGAUGAUGAAGAGUUUGAGUUCAGUUGUACCGUGGGGGAGCCAGCAGGCAGCGGCCGUCUGCUGCCUCUCUUUGGGGUGUCCAUCUCAGCUGGGAAUGGGACAGAGAAGACUGCUGCCGUCGACAUAGUUCUCAUCUGCAGUGAGAAGAAACAGCCAGCUCGGAGCAACACUGUCGAAGGAAGGAAAGCCGGGGAGAAGAAGAAGAAGAGGCGGUCAUUCGGAGGGAGAAUGUUCCGAUCCUUGUUUUCCCCCUGCAAGGAAUGCCGUGCACAGAACUCCAUCGUCAAAGUUGCAGUAAGCUGAGGACACAGAUUUUUUUCCUGCAGUACUCUUUUUUUUUCCUCCAACUCGGCAUGGAUGUUCGUAUUAACUUCAUCACAUGGUUUUAUAUACACAGUAGGGUUUAGAUUUUAGGUACUAACAGGGCGUAGAAGAUUUUAGCAGAAUCAAGCUCUCGAGCUAGCCUUUUACUGUUUUAUCUUGAAAUGAAGCGUGCUGAAAGUAACAUUUGCAUCUCUGGAAACUAAAGAUGCUAUUGUUUCUCCUGUCUACUGACCUAAAGAUUUUGUCAAUUUGUUUCUAAUAUUCGUGUUUGAAGUAAGCAAUACAUUUAGGUCUGUGCA